Benincasa hispida (wax gourd) is the source of this 2012-nucleotide messenger RNA. RefSeq names its product cell cycle checkpoint control protein family (gene RAD9). Lineage: Eukaryota; Viridiplantae; Streptophyta; Magnoliopsida; Cucurbitales; Cucurbitaceae. The record is from RefSeq and is a predicted model, not a curated record. Gene Ontology annotation, biological process: DNA repair; DNA replication checkpoint signaling; cellular response to ionizing radiation. Gene Ontology annotation, cellular component: checkpoint clamp complex.
GUCUCGGAAAAUUUUUCCCCACUCGAGAGAACGUGCCCUCCCGGGGGAAAUUGUAUAGAUGGCCUUCCUCCAACGUAUCGAAAGUUGGAUCCCAUGCCCGUUGUUGUUAUAGUCGGGGAAAAAAAUAGGACUUUCGGUCUUUCUUGCUUCUUCCCGCCAAUAUAAAACCCGUGCGAUUCUCUCUCUCUCGUUCGGUCAUCGGGCGGCGAGGAAGUGAGAUCAAUGGAGUUUAGUCUGAGCGGAAAUGCUCUCAAGACCUUCGCUCGCUCAGUCACAUGCCUUGCUAGAAUCGGAAACGAGCUCGUCAUCCAAGCUUCUCCAUCGCAGCUUGCUUUUUACACCCUCAAUGCAUCACGGUCUGCCUAUCAAGCUAUAACAUUUCAGACUGGGUUCUUUGAUGACUAUGCCAUUUCUGGUAAUCAAGUGCAAUGCAGUGUUCUUUUGAAGGCUGUUUGCUCUGUUCUUAGGACACCAAUUGCCAGUAUAGACCAUCUGAAAGUGCAGUUGCCAGAUCCUGAUGCAUUGAAAGUGCGAUGGAGUUUGGAAUGCUUCAAUGGAAUGAAGAAAACAUACUGCAUUUCUUGCAACAUUGAGCCAGACAUACAACACUUGUCUCUUGACAGGAGGCAGUUCCCAAGUGACUUAGUCGUGAGACCUCGAGAUCUGAACAGAUUACUCUCUAAUUUUCAGUCAUCCUUGCAGGAGAUCACUAUUAUUGCAACAGAACCAACUUCAUUACCUUCUGAAGCUGCAAGUGAGAUUGAAGGAAAGGCUGUUGAGCUUAGAAGCUACAUAGACCCGACCAAAGACAAUGAUGCACUGCUACAUACUCAACUUUGGAUAGAUCCUAAGGAAGAGUUUGUCCAUUAUUCUCACAGUGGAGAUCCGGUAGACAUAACGUUUGGAGUAAAAGAAUUGAAGGCAUUUCUUUCUUUUUGCGAGGGCUGUGAAGUUGACAUCCACCUGUAUUUUGAAAAAGCUGGAGAGCCAAUCCUAAUGGCACCGAAAUUCGGUCUGGACGAUGGUUCAAGUUCAAACUUUGAUGCUACACUUGUACUUGCCACCAUGCUUAUAUCACAGCUCCAUGCGGGAAGCCAAUCACAGCCUCCACAAGAGGCUGCGAAUGUGCAUGGUGAAUCUGAUCACAGAGCUGGCUCCCAAGCACAUGCAGAGCAAGAUGGGUCUAGAGCUAAUGUUUCUGGGCAUCCAUCCGAUCAUACCAGAAUAUGGUCUGAACUCUCAGGAAGUGCACCAAGAAGCGGUAACGGUGCUGAAGGACAGGUACAAGCUGAGAGAAAUUUGAGUUCUUCUGAACAGAUGGAAAUUCAAAGGAUUAGUACAAUACAGAUUUCGAAAGCUGGGUGUGCUCAAGAAAAUGACCAAGUUGGUCGUGCUAGUGACCAUUCUAUGGGAAGAGAACGUCAAGAGAGGUCUGAUAUAAAUGGUCCUGCCGUUUCUCAACAUCAUCCCAGUAACUGGGUAGAUGAAGAAGACGAGGAUGAUGACAACGAUGAUGGGGAUGAUAAUGAAUUGUGUGUUCAGUCAACUCCACCAUACUAUGAAGAACAAUAGAAAGGGUAAACACAUACCUAGUUGAUUCACUCAUCGAAGCUCGACAUACAUAAUCUGUAUGACGUUAAAUAGGGGGGCCAACGUCCCAAAGAUGCCAUCGCGUAUGCUCGGUCCUCCUGUGGAAGUGUGGUGUAAUAUCAGCCUGGGGGUGAGCAGAUGCCAACUCUUCUCAAUUACCUAGUGGUAUCUGUAUCCUUGGCUUGAUCAUAGGGUCAUUUUGGUCACAUAAAUUGUUAUGGUUUUAGCAUCGAGUCCACUUUACUGUUCCAGUAUAUAGUGUUGUGAACAGAAUCAGUUGUUGGUUUGGGGUCCUUUGUACUGUCUUCAUUUGCAUUAAUUUCAGGUAUUUUCUAAUGUCAAUGUUAGAUAGAUAUGAUGCCCUGGAAGCUGGAAUUUUCAAAUCUUAUGUGAAGUGAAAGAGCUAAAGUUUUUUACUGAAA